AUGGAGAAGGCAGAAGAUAGGCAGCUGUCUCUAAGUGACAGCGAUAUGAACAGCUGGAGGUCACCCAAGUCAGACAUCUGUUCUAGUGAAUGUCAGCCACACACAAACAAUGUCCAUCUCAUUUCUCUCUUACCUCCAUCUCUACUCUUUUUUCGACUUUACACACUAAGCCUCUUUGAAUCCACUUUUCUCCAUGUCCCUACACCCAUCCUCAGGCCCCCACCCACAGUUCAGGCCAUCAUCGUUCCCAGUCUGAAACGAGGAGUCUUACUCAAACGCUGGCCUGGUCAAACACUUCAAGAGUCUGACACUCCUUGCAAGGCACUCAUUGUGGAAAAGUUCCUGAGAGGAGUCAGCGCGGGGCUUCGGGAGGUGGCAUCUUGGCUCAGGACGCCCGUUCUGACACUGCUCGGUCCAUCCCACUUUCUCUGCUGCAGUUCGGGGACCCGCUACAUCCGUCUCCCGGAACCGCUCCUUCACCAUGGUGCCGGCUGCUGGGCGCCCUUCUCGGGCUCCGACUACAGAAACCACUGUCGCUGCAGCUUCCCGGGCGCUUCUGGAUUUAGGGCUCAGGGAGCAGCCGCUGUCCCUCGGCCACUGUACAGCACCGCACGUGCCGCUUCCUCUUCUGCCCCGGGGUCUGUCCAGAGAGGCUUCUCACCUGCUGCUGUGCGACCUCCCGCUACACCGCCACCUACUGGAGCGUGCUUAAAAUGCACCAGAGCGCGCUAAUCAAAAAAGAAAAAGAAUCCCCCUUUCUGGUAUGUUUGAUCUAUGCAUGUGUUCCUGGUGCCUGAGGAGGCUGGAAGAGUGUAUUUGAACCUCUGUAUGGUGGCUGGGGCUUAAACCUUCAUCCUCUACAAUAGAAGCCAGUGCUCUUAACUGCUGAUCCAACUCUCCAACCACUUUUUCUUUGUUUGUUUUUGGAGAUUGUGUCUCACUAUGAGGCUCUGGCUGUCCUGGACUCAGUAGACAAGCAGGCCUCAAACUCACCAACAUCUACCUGCCUCUGCCUUCUGAAUACUGGGAUCAAAGGCAUGGGCCACCAUAUCCUACUUCUGACUUGCAUGUUUAAAGUGCUUACUGUACAGCGGCCCUGUGCUAGCAUUGAGGAUGAGCACUAGACAACAAAUCAAACCUCACACGGCUUCCAUCUCCCUGGAAGACAGACAGCAAGCAAAAUGAAACACACCCAGCUUAUAUAGAGGCUCCAGUGUCAGAAGGGCUAAAGAUGCUCAGAUCAGCUCCAGCCCACAAUGUCACCAGUGCAGCGAUACUUCAUUGUCAUAGCCGUGGUCAUGGGGCUCAAGACAAUUCUAGAAUGGGAAAAGGUAAAGGGAUGAGGUAAGAAUUGACCAAAACUUUAUACAGAGCGGUGAUGAUCAGUAUUUGUUCUGCUAAAUCCUACAUAUAGACUUCCAGCUCUGGAUGACUCAAUCAGUAUGUGUUCUGCUAAAUCCUACAUAUAGACUUCCAGCUCUGGAUGACUCCCAGGACAUGCAGAGUGGUGACUAGAACUUGAGACUUGGACAUUCUGGUGUAGAUCCAUUUCUGCUGGGCCACUGGAUUGAGUGUCAAACUUGAAAAUUCGUUUGUCUACCAGGUAGUAUGAGUUGUGAGACAGGGUAGGAUAGCUUGGGAAUUUUGCUGUUGUUUAAACUGGGUUGUGUGCAUUGUAUGGGUAUGUGUGAUAUGUGUGCAUAUGUGUUUUUGUGAGUGUGAUCAUGGGUGUUGUGGUCAGUGGAUGGCCUCAGGUGUUAAUUCUUACCUUCUACCAAGAGACUGGGCCUCUUUGGAUUGUAUUUUUAGUCUGUAUAGGGAGAAGUGUGUGCAUGCCAUUGCUUGCAUGUGGAGAUCAGAGAACUUUGGGAGUCUAUCCUCUCCUUCCAACUUUACAUGAAUUUCAAGGAACAAAGUUAGGUCAUCAGGCUUCAUGGCAAGUUCUUUUACCAGCUGAACCAUCUAAGUUGGUUCUCUUUAUUGUGUUUGCCACUGAGUGUGCCUGGAAAAGUGGGCUGUGUUUCUAUUGGUUCUCUUGUCUGUCUCCCAGCUCACCAGAGGAACACUAGGGUUAGAGAUACAACAGCUUCCACACUCAGUUUUACAUGGGUUCUGGGUUUCAAAUGUAGGGAUUCACGCUUGUGUGAAAAGCACUUUACCCAGUGAGCCAUUUACCCAGCCUGGCUUGUUUUCUCCUCCUCCUUCUUUUGUACAGUUCUUCAAGACACAGUUUCUCUGUGUUGCCCUGG
Messenger RNA from Peromyscus maniculatus bairdii (prairie deer mouse), 2249 nucleotides. Lineage: Eukaryota; Metazoa; Chordata; Mammalia; Rodentia; Cricetidae. The record is from RefSeq and is a predicted model, not a curated record.